AUGCCUGGGGUUUACGAUAGAUUCAACAAGGAUCUAUCAAUUGGUAUCAGAGCAGUUGAUGCUGGGGAAAAAAUAACAGCAAAUGAACAACAACAACAACCUCUGUGGAUUCAACAACAAGAAAAUGCCCAGGAAGAGCUGAGGAUCAUCCGAACAGAGUUGCUAGAAAUGGUGAAGAUAAUGAAGAUGCAUCGUCAGAACCAGAUAAAGAGAGAAGAAGAGACAGAAGCUAAAAUAGCAGAAAUGAGAAAAUAUUACUACUCAGAGGAAGGGAUGGAGGCUGAGAAGGCUAAAUGGAGACAAAUUUACUACUCAAACUUGAAGGAGAAGGAGAAAGUAGUCAAUGAAGAGGAAGAAGAAUCAUUGGAAGAUACUGAGUUGGAAUCUGAUGAUGAUGAAGAAGAAUCAUUGGAAGAUACUGAGUUGGAAUCUGAUGAUGAUGAAGAAUCCUUGGAAGUUACUGAGUUGGAAUCGAAACCUACGAUGGAACCUCAGCUUCCACCAUCACUGCUGCCGGCUCCAUUGCUUUCUCCACCGGUGCUGACACCACCACCAUCGUCCGAUAAUGAAGAAGAACUAUCUUUGGAAGUUGCUGAGUCGGAAUCGGAAUCCGAGUCAACACUGCAGCUCCCACAACCAAUGCUGCCGCCGACAGAACCAACUCUGCAGACGUCUCCCCCUCCAUUAGCACCGCCGUCUCCACAAUCUCGAGGGUUCGAGAAGAGAAACGAGGCUACAAGUCUGAUCAUGGCAAGCCCUAAUCAGAGUGUUACACAGCUGAAAAUGCCUUGGUUCACUAGCAACAACAUCGAUGGCUGGAAAUUUGAGGUUGAAAGAAGACGACCCAUGCAAGAUUGGGAAGAAAUGAAAGGGUGGAUUCAUCGUCAACACGGAUCUUCAAAGGAAGGAGCGAUUUACGAGCAGCUAUGGACUCUUCUCCAGUUAACGGAGGACCAACGGCGUUUCAGUGAGAAGAUGGCCCCGUUAGUCGAUGGACGGAAGGAAGUGAUUGUAGGGUUUUGCAUAAAUGGGCUUCAAAGAGAUAAGUGGGUUGUGAUCAACACCUUGGGCUCACAAAAUGCUGAACAUACUAUGGACUUAAUGGGUAACGCUUUUAAUUUAAGCCCAAAUUUAAUUGUAUCAGCUAUGAUUUUGACUACAAAGGUCAAACAAAGAUUAGACCCACGUUAUUUUGACGUCACACUGACCAAAUUAACCAGACAAUGGUCGCCGAUUCCUCAAUCUCGCACCUUUGUUUCUCUUCUGCCGAUAGAACCUCAAUCGGCCACCUCUUACUCAACCACGAAACUAACCGCUUUAAGGUUGGAGGCGUUGGCUUCUCCUAAUCUCGCCUUUAAAAUCCUAGGGGUCAAUAUUGGAUCCCUGUCAUCCAAAACAUCAUCCAAACAUCAGGACCCCCUAAUCCGAGAAAAAGGUACUGUUGCUUUCUCUACUGGGUAUCAUGGUGGGGAUUUUACUCUAACAGAUUUUGCGAAAAUCUACUAUGGUAUUCACGAGUCAAAGAAGAACAUUCAUCGGGAAUAUCAACAGUGGCCUAUAUUAACCAAACUUGGUGACGAUUUGAAGUCGGACGAGCAAACUUUGUAUGUGAGAGAUGUUCGAACUAUCAUUUGGUGGGGGAAGAAACAAGAAAUAGUUAGAUAUGCUUAUGUGCUUGCGGUAACAUAUGAAGCACUUCAGGCAAUUGAACCAUGUUGUUGGUUUCCGAUAGUGCAUGGAAAAUGGUGUAUGCUUGUUGGAAUCAAAAUACAGGAGGAUUUGAACACCAUUGAGAAUGGCAUACCGGAAGCAUACACUGAGCUGGUGGGGAACCAAGAGACCUCAGAACUACACCACAAGUCUGCUGAUGAUAUUAGAAAUCUUCAUGAUGGCAACAAUAGGAAUAUUGGUAUAAGAAUUGGGGUAUUAGAGGAAAAGAUUGUAGCCAUGCAAGCUUGUGGGGUAUUGAUUCCGAUUACAAAGAGUGUUUAUGUCCCAUACUUGGAGGAGUCUCUGGGAUUUAUGAUAUGGUCUGCUAGUUAUUUCCAUGAAGAUACACCAAGGAUUGCUGAUACCGCAGUUAAGAUGAUUGUGAGGGCUGCAAGGCAAAGAGAUGUGUGGGUGAAUGAUCCGGGUGGUACGAAGAACAUGAUAAAGAGAACCAAAGAUGGGCUAAAGCUGAGAGAAACGGAUGAUGGACAGCAGCAGGAGUCUCUCAGGAAGAAGUUUGAGGGCUUUUUUGUCUCUUUUCUCGGGUCACUAAUGUUAUACCUGCACGGUUGGCUGCUUUGGGUUUACCUCUCCUCCUUGCCACUACACAUGAUCAAGACCACAAGCGUGACCCAUUCUUUUCUUCACCUUGAGGACAAGGUGAAAGUUUGGGCGGCCGGUAUUGAUAAGCCCAACUAA
Molecule: messenger RNA, 2409 nt
Organism: Lactuca saligna
Lineage: Eukaryota; Viridiplantae; Streptophyta; Magnoliopsida; Asterales; Asteraceae
Source: the annotation of a GenBank genome assembly